This is a messenger RNA of Boeremia exigua, 956 nucleotides long. RefSeq lists its product as uncharacterized. The record is from RefSeq and is a predicted model, not a curated record. The coding region runs from base 372 to 713 and encodes 113 amino acids. The transcript has a single exon. Lineage: Eukaryota; Fungi; Ascomycota; Dothideomycetes; Pleosporales; Didymellaceae.
AGUUCUGUUUGCAAUUUUUGAUGGCAUAGGCGCGUUUGAUGAGAAGCCCUAGCGCAUAUGUAGCCAAAGAGCGCAGGCCGCCGGUCAGUUGCUCAUUGAUAAAUACACCAUACAGUGUGCGUACUGCAACUAGUCUCGUUCGUUUGUGGAUGCGUAAAGCGGUCUAGGAAGGAUUAUCUUUACAGGUACAUCAUACCGUGGUUCUGGAUGCAAGGCCGUCCCGAGACUCUUCACCGCUGAAGAUGGGCUGUUGCUUGUUUGCUAUAUGACGUAUUCCGCGAGUAGGUCGCGCCUUCCCUCAACGCGUCCGACACACGCUUUCACGCGCACUUACAGCUUCGCCUACACGCAUCUAAAAAGCUCACCCCACUAUGUCCAGCCUCGGGGUAUCCGAUAUCCUCGAGAGUCUUGGGCUCAAGGACCAGGGCACCUCUGGCUAUCAAGCGCGCGCAAUCUUUCACUAUGAGCCCCUUCUCAGGCUGUACAAACUUGAAAUUCCCUCGCUCUUUGGUCUUCUGCUGCGCAAUGAAGGAACCACCCUCAAUCGCGCUGAUCCGAGUCUCUUUCAAGUCGAACUCGACAAGAUGCUCGUAGAAUUUGGGCCUCUCAUCUGGCCCUCGCCCGGUCACGGUCCGAGAGACCAUCUUCUGAAACCAACGGAAGGCAGUCGGUACACCUCAGAUCUAAUAUAUCCCAGGGAUAAAGACGUGUGAGUUCUCUAUUUGUUGGUGAUUUUGCAGGUGCAGUCUACCCAUGCUCCAGAACGACACUGACAGGCAGGCCAAAGGUUAGUAUCCCAUUUGCGAAGCUUGAUCUUGAGCAAGCGCGCCAGAUCAAACGUCGAUAUCGAAGCCCUCAUAGAAAAGAGGCACAAGGACGCAAAACAUAGAGUCAUCCGCGCAGCAGAGGCAAAUCGCCUCGAUUCGCACGACAUAACGACCAGAGAGAAAGUCCCA